UUGUAGGGUAGCGAAAUAGAAAGAUGAGUGGGAAAGAUACUGUAACCGAUUACUAUGAAAUACUUGGAUUAGAGAAGAAUGCCACAGAACAACAAAUCAAGAAUAACUAUCGAAAGUUAGCGCUCAAAUUUCAUCCAGAUCGUAAUCCCGGUGAUCAGAAAGCUGCCGAACAAUUUAAAAAAAUAUCGAUAGCAUAUGCAGUACUGUCAGAUCCAAACAAAAGGCGACAAUAUGAUUUAAGUGGUCCUUCCGGUGCUCUUGUUGAUUUCGAAGGAAUAGAUAUCAGCGAAAUGGGUGGAAUUGGACGAGUUUUUGGCGCAUUAUUUUCAAAACUAGGAGUACCAAUACCGACUCAAAUUGGACCGAAAGUCCUGUCCCAAGCUCGCAGUUUAUGUGAAGGAACGCCAACCGAUGCGAAAUAUACUGUUUUAAAGGAGGGUAUACCGUAUGAUGGUUCAGUUGGCAAGCAGGAAGCUGACUUUUUCAAAAUAACAAUGCAAGCACAAUGGGAAAAAAAUGGAUUAAUGGUUAUCUGUCGGUCAAUGCAAAUGAGCAAAUUCAAGUUAGUACUCUUCGACAAGGAAGGCGGUGUUCGGAUAAUUCAGGAAAGCAACAAGCGAAAAGGCUGUACAGUUGCUGAAAUAUUCUUUGUGCCAUUCAAUCGAGCUAAUUUAAGUGAAUUUAUUCCGAUGAAAUUUUACAUGGAAGAUAAAGAAACACCAUUACCAUUUCAUUUACUUGAUACAUUGGAACUAGUCGGGGCUCAUACACUCGAACAACGUGAUCAUUUCUUGUGUGUAUACGGUGAUAAUUGGAUUAAAGACGUCCGCUAUCAGCUGAAAUUUGUACCACUUAAUGAUUCACCCAUUUCAACCGAAUGCGUACGCGAUUUGACGACGACAGAAGAAGCGUUGAUUAAGAAGAAGAGUGAAAUGUCCAAAUUCCAAAUAGAAUACACUGAAACAGUUAAGAAAUACAAGGAAGUUGUGGAAAGGCUUAAAAAGGAAACCGAAGAAAUCAAUUCUCUUCUGAAGAAACGGGAUUUUGUAUACGAUGCACUUGAAAAGGAAAGUAUGGCACGAUUUAUUGCUUCAAAACAUCUAUCUCCGUCACAUUCGAACAAAGGGUUGUUCUCCUCCUGGUUUUAAAUUAUAUAUAUGGAGUUAUGUUCGGCAUUUUUAUUCGGUGUUCCAUAUGUAAAUUCCCUGAAUAUUGCAUGAUUUUUAAACUGGGAAUAUAUGACUCUGCAUCGCAAAUAAAUGAACGGCUG
Molecule: messenger RNA, 1270 nt
Organism: Loa loa (African eye worm)
Lineage: Eukaryota; Metazoa; Nematoda; Chromadorea; Rhabditida; Onchocercidae
Product: DnaJ domain-containing protein
Exons: 7
Coding region: 24-1148 (374 amino acids)
Source: RefSeq, a predicted model, not a curated record